CGAACUUGGGGAGACAGCUUGAAAAGGAUCCAAGUAAUUCACUACCAAACUGCUUAUUUAAAUUAUGUUGUUCAAGCACACCUGAUUUAUUGAGUCUGGUGAAUCAACUUUGCUCAUUUUUUGUGACAGUAAACUGCCCAAUAAUCAUUUAUAGCCUAGGUAGAAUGUUAAUAACAAUCCUUUAUUAUUUGAAAACAUGGAUAACACAGCAUUAUUUUUAUCAUCUCAAGAGAAAGGCUUUUCCCAUUAAAAAGACUACUGUAUAUAUCACAACAUACGUAAAUAAAGAAUCCUCAUUGUGUAGAAUACAUAGCAUUCUUAACAGAUAACUUUCUAAUCAAAACGUCUAAAUAACCCAACGCAGCCUUUAGGUUAGCGGCUAUUUUAAGAACUCCUCUUUGAUAUCUGUUUUAAAUAGAGUUUUGCUUUUCCUCUUGGCUUCUGCCUAAAUUAAUAGGUUUAUUAAAUCAAGAUUAGUGACAUUGCUGGAAUUCAAUAAUGAUUCCAUCCAAUUAAAGUGAUUAAAUGCAGCAAUCUAUUUUUUUCUCACUUUUCUUUUGC
Molecule: messenger RNA, 561 nt
Organism: Gilbertella persicaria
Lineage: Eukaryota; Fungi; Mucoromycota; Mucoromycetes; Mucorales; Choanephoraceae
Exons: 1
Coding region: 165-329 (54 amino acids)
Source: RefSeq, a predicted model, not a curated record